AGAGCACCGGUGGGGCAACAGCCAGGAGACCACCAACCCAGGAAAAAGUUCCCGUUGGUGCUCUUCCCCUUAGCCCACCCCUGGCACGGAAACUAAGGUACACUCAAAUCGCCUUCUAGAGAGAGACGUCGGAGUAGGGCGACGCGAGAGGGAAAAACAAUCCCCCCAUCCUACCCCUCUGGCUAAGCAGUGCUGCUUUCCUGCCUGUGAUGCAGGGAGCUAAGGUUCCAAUUAAAUCUUUGUGGACAAAAGGCACACAUGACAUCCCCAGAUAACAGGUGGCAAUAAAUCCAUCAGCACAUCCACUUUCAGAGAAGAGUCCCGGCUGAACUGCUAACAGCUGCCAGUACCUCACUGAGUACCUUGGACAAGGUGAGCUCUAAGUGAGUUUCCAGAAUUUCUCCCAGAUCCUCCCUAAAAACCUGGCAGAGAAGCCACCCCUGGCGCCCUCACCAUGCUCAGGGCAGCUUUGGACGCUCCUCAGUGGCUGCUGAAGAAGGGGAGAGAGUCCCGGAAGCUGGUGUUGCUGGUGGUGUUUGUCGCUCUGCUCCUGGACAACAUGCUGCUCACUGUGGUGGUGCCCAUUGUGCCCACCUACCUAUAUGCCACAGAGUUCAAAGUCAACACGUCUCUGUACUCUGGGCCCACCACAGCUUCCCAGCCUGCCCUCACUUCUGCCUUUCCCACCAUCUUCUCCUUCUUUGAAAACAACACCUUGGCUAUCGAAGAAAGUGUGCCCAGUGGCAUAGCAUGGACAAGUGACACUCCCGGCACCAUCCCCCCUCCGGUCACCGAAGCCAUCCCAGCCCAUGAAAACAACUGCUUUCAAGGCACAGAGUUCUUGAAGGAAGAGAACCUACGGGUUGGGCUUCUGUUUGCUUCCAAGGCUCUGAUGCAACUUCUGGUCAACCCAUUCGUGGGGCCUCUCACCAACAGGAUUGGAUAUCACAUUCCCAUGUUUGCUGGCUUUGUUAUCAUGUUUAUCUCCACAAUUAUGUUUGCUUUUUCUGGUACCUAUACCCUGCUCUUUGUGGCCCGAACUCUUCAAGGCAUUGGAUCUUCAUUUUCAUCUGUUGCAGGUCUUGGGAUGCUGGCAAGUGUCUACACUGAUGACUGUGAGAGGGGGCAGGCCAUGGGAAUUGCCUUGGGGGGCCUGGCCUUGGGAGUGCUAGUGGGAGCUCCGUUUGGAAGCGUGACAUACGUAUUUUGGGGGAAGACUGUACCCUUCCUCAUCUUGGCCUUCCUGGCACUACUGGAUGGAGCACUCCAGCUUUGCAUCCUGCAGCCUUCCAAAGUCUCUCCUGAGAGUGCCAAGGGGACUCCCCUCCUCACACUUGUCAGAGACCCUUUUAUCCUGGUGGCUGCAGGCUCCCUCUGCUUUGCCAACAUGGGGGUGGCCAUGCUCGAGCCCACACUGCCCAUCUGGAUGAUGCAGACCAUGUGUGCCCCUGAGUGGCAGCUAGGUCUAGCUUUCUUGCCUGCCAGUGUGUCCUACCUCAUUGGCACCAACCUCUUUGGUGUGUUGGCCAACAAGAUGGGUCGGUGGCUGUGCUCCCUGAUUGGGAUGGUGGUAGUAGGUACCAGCUUGCUUUGUAUUCCUCUGGCUCGUAAUAUUUUUGGUCUCAUUGGCCCCAAUGCAGGGCUUGGCUUUUCCAUAGGCAUGGUGGAUUCCUCUGUGAUGCCCAUCAUGGGACACCUGGUGGACCUGCGCCAUGCCCCGGUGUACGGGAGUAUCUAUGCCAUCGCUGACGUGGCUUUUUGCAUGGGCUUUGCUAUAGGCCCAUCCACUGGGGGUGCCAUUGUGCGAGCCAUUGGCUUCCCCCGGCUCAUGGUCAUCAUCGGGGUCGUCAACAUCAUCUACGCUCCUCUCUGCUACUACCUGAGGAGCCCCCCAGCCAAGGAGGAGAAGCUUGCAGUUCUGCACCAGGACUGCCCCAUGGAGACCCGGAGGCACGCAGCCGAGAAGCACAUGAGGGAAUUUCCUCUGGGGGAGGACAGCGAUGAGGAGCCUGGCUGUGAGGAGUAG
Messenger RNA from Mesoplodon densirostris (Blainville's beaked whale), 2026 nucleotides. It is a transcript of the gene SLC18A1, whose product is annotated as solute carrier family 18 member A1. Bases 455 to 2026 code for a protein of 523 amino acids. Gene Ontology annotation, biological process: aminergic neurotransmitter loading into synaptic vesicle; xenobiotic transport; transmembrane transport. Gene Ontology annotation, molecular function: serotonin:sodium:chloride symporter activity; xenobiotic transmembrane transporter activity. NCBI's taxonomy places the organism in Eukaryota, Metazoa, Chordata, Mammalia, Artiodactyla, Ziphiidae. Gene Ontology annotation, cellular component: terminal bouton; synaptic vesicle membrane. The transcript is spliced from 17 exons. The record is from RefSeq and is a predicted model, not a curated record.